AUGGUGAAUUAUUACCGGCGGUUCAUAGAAGGGUUCAGCGAAGUAACUGCGCCCUUAACAGAUCUGCUUAAAGGGAAACCAAAGGUGGUUCAAUGGAAUGCGGCGGCAGAAGGUGCGUUCGUCGAGUUGAAGCAGCGGCUAAUCUCUGCGCCGAUCUUGGCCAACCCGAACUUCGAGCUACCUUUCACCGUGCAGACCGACGCCAGUGACAGCGCGAUAGCAGGUGUAUUGACGCAGGAGCACGACGGAGUUGAGCACGUGAUAGCGUACUUCUCCCGGAAGCUGACCACUCCGCAACGGUCGUGGAAAGCAGCCGAGAAGGAGGGCCUCGCGGCACUGGAAAUUGUACGCAGUAUCAAUCGAAUAGUGAAAAGAAAUGGUUUGAAUGUUCAUCCGGAAACAAUAUCCUGUCUUAAAUGUUUACCGAUAAUUGGAACCGACAUAGAUUCGGAAGCUGCCAGAGAGAAAAAACUUAAAACGUUAGAAACCCACAAAUCUCGCAUUAUUAAUCUGUCCAAAAAGGAACGCAAACGGAAGAAAAAAUUAAUGCAAUUGGAAAAUGAACUAUUCGAAACAAGGGCGGAUGAGAACAACAUGCUUCUAACAAAGAAAAAAUCCGAUCUCGUCAAGUUGGUGUUUACCAUACUGUUUCGAGUUCUUAAAGUUACGCCGGUUUCAAAACUAUUAAGCGCUGCUUUAGAAACCCUUUCAAGGUUUGCUCACGCCAUCAACAUCGAUUUUUUUUCUGAUUUGGUUGAAAUUUUGAACAGUCUAUUGAAUAGCAAAAAACUAGGGUAUAGAGAGGAACUGCAUUGUAUUCAGGCAGUUUUUGCAAUUUUAAAAGGACAAGGCGAAAUUAUGAACAUCGAUCCGGUUCGGUUCUAUUCACAUCUCUACAAAAAUCUGCUGACAAUACAUGCUGGAAACAAUCAGGAGGACUUCCCAGCUAUUCUUUCGACAUUAGACAGCGUUCUCUUGAAUAGGCGAAAGGAUAUUACGUAUCAACGAUACUUAGCGUUUCUCAAACGUAUUGCUAUGCUGACGUUGCAACUACUGCACUUUGGAUCGCUUGGAUGCUUAGGUGUUAUAAAAUCAGCAAUGGCACUUAAUGGCACACUUGAUGUUAUAUUAGAUACCGAAACAAUUACAGGUUCAGGAAAUUAUAAUCCUGAACUGGAUGAACCGGAUUACAGUUGCGCUAAUUGUAGUAACUUGUACGAGUUAUCGGCUCUCCACAGACACUAUCAUCCAUGCGUUCGACGUUUGUCUACCAACAUUGCCAAUGGUACACCAAGCACUGGGCCUGGAUCUCUACCCGUGGAUCUAGCGAAAAUGUCCGCUAUUGAAUUAUACAAUAACUUUGACAGUUCCAAAAUGGUGUUCAGCCCAUCUAUACCGUGUCCGAAUAUUUCUGUGUAAUAAUUAUAAUUUUGUUUAUUUGAAGAACCAUAAAGUAAAAUAAAGAUCAAUCAUGUAUGUUUUUGACACAGUGAA
Messenger RNA from Culex pipiens pallens (northern house mosquito), 1494 nucleotides. RefSeq names its product nucleolar complex protein 3 homolog. NCBI's taxonomy places the organism in Eukaryota, Metazoa, Arthropoda, Insecta, Diptera, Culicidae. The transcript is spliced from 5 exons. Gene Ontology annotation, cellular component: nucleolus. The record is from RefSeq and is a predicted model, not a curated record. The coding region runs from base 1 to 1419 and encodes 472 amino acids. Gene Ontology annotation, molecular function: chromatin binding. Gene Ontology annotation, biological process: DNA replication initiation.